Molecule: messenger RNA, 2087 nt
Organism: Cajanus cajan (pigeon pea)
Lineage: Eukaryota; Viridiplantae; Streptophyta; Magnoliopsida; Fabales; Fabaceae
Product: CBS domain-containing protein CBSCBSPB3
Molecular function (GO): protein binding
Source: RefSeq, a predicted model, not a curated record
GGAAGAGAAAAUGUGAUUUAAAUAGUAGAUAAAAACAAAAGCAUUUGAACCUCUAAAAAAUGAAAAGAAUUUGAACCUCUGAGUGGUGGGAAAAGUACAAGAGGAAAUGGAUUGGAUCUUAAUUUGGAGAUGACGAAAGGAAGAGGGCCCCACAGAACCCUAAGUUGUGUCGUGUGUGUCGUGAAUCGUGAUUUGACAUGAAGAGGAGAGAGAGACACACAGAAAUAUUAGAGGAUCAUAAAAUUUGCCAAUUCUCACAAAUUAAGCGCCAAAUCUCAUUCAGGAUGAGCACCUCCACCGCCGCCAAGAAAACCAAACGCCUCCACAAAAAGUCCAUCUCCGCCCCCAACGGAACCAUUCAGCCACCCGAUGAUGGCGGAGAAAGGACGGUUAGGAAGCUGCGGUUGUCCAAGGCUCUCACCAUCCCCGACGGCACCACCGUUUACGACGCCUGCAGGCGCAUGGCGGCUCGCCGAAUCGACGCCGUUUUGCUCACUGAUUCCAAUGCUCUGCUUUCCGGAAUUCUCACUGACAAGGACGUUGCUACUAGAGUCGUCGCCGAGGGGCUCAGGCCGGAGGAGACCACGGUGUCCAAAGUAAUGACGCGGAAUCCCACUUUUGUGACGUCGGAUACGCUCGCUCUUGAUGCGGUUCAGAAGAUGCUCCAGGGUAAAUUCAGACACCUCCCUGUUGUGGAAAAUGGAGAAGUCAUUGCCAUGCUGGAUAUCACCAGAUGUCUUUAUGAUGCCAUAUCAAGGGUGGAGAAAGCUACUCAACAGGGGAGUGCUGUUGCUGCAGCAGUUGAGGGAGUGGAACUCCAGCAGGCUAGUAAUGUAUCUGCUCCAAUUACUUUCAUUGAAACAUUGAGGGAGCGCAUGUUCAAACCUUCCCUGUCAACCAUAGUCGGUGAAAAUACAAAGGUUGCUAUUGCAUCAGUAUCAGAUUCUGUCUAUGUAGCUGCAAAAAAGAUGCGGGAGUUGUAUGUAAGUUCAGCUGUGAUUGUGACGGACAACAAGAUUCAGGGGAUACUCACUUCAAAAGACAUCCUUAUGCGCGUGGUGGCUCAAAAUCUCUCCCCAGACUCGGCUCUUACAGAAAAGGUGAUGACUCCAAACCCAGAAUGUGCAUCUCUAGAGACAACAGUUCUUGAUGCGCUGCAUAUGAUGCACAAUGGGAAGUUUUUACAUCUUCCUGUGGUGGACAGAGAUGGAAAUGUUAUUGCUUGUCCGGAUGUUUUGCAGAUAACUCAUGCUGCAAUUUCUCUGGUUGAAAGUAGCUCUGGAACAUCUAAUGAUGCGACAAACACAGUUAUGCAAAAAUUUUGGGACUCAGCUUUUGCUCUAGAGCCUCCCGAAGAUUGUGACACCCAUAGUGAAGCUUCUGGACUGCUAACUUUGGACGGGGCAGAUACCACGAAGUCUACAUAUCAAUCUGUAGGUUUUGGAAAUUCAUUUGCUUUUAAAUUUGAGGAUCCCAAUGGUCGUGUCCAUCGAUUCUACUGUGGUGCUGAAAAUCAAGAGGAGCUUCUAUCUGCUGUCAUACAAAUAAUUGGUGAUGUUAAUGGUGGAGAACGCCCUACAAUGCUGUAUAAGGACGAUGAUGGUGAUAAAAUUAUUAUCGCGACUGAUAACGAUCUUGCGGCUGCUGUCAGCUAUGCUAGGUCUGCAGGACUGAAGGCUUUAAAAUUGGAUUUGGAAUUUGCCAAUUCAACGACACCAACAAAAUCACCAGCUGGUUCGGAAAGUAUACAGAAAACGAGUGUAUUGUCUCUCCGUUGUGGUAUUUUUGCAGGUGUUGUUGUUCUAACGAGCAUUGGCGUAUUGGUAUACUUAAAGCGCUCUAAACAGUAAUGUUUGCCAGCUUGAAAACAAAACAUUCUAUAAUCUUAGAGUCUCGUGGUUAAUGACGGACACGGAAUAGGUUGAUGGUGUGGAGGUUCUCUAGUCACUGAUGUAAUUAGAACCAAAGAUUUAGUCCUGGCAUACAAUGCUCUGAUCCUCAAAUUCUUCUCUAUUUAUUAAGGUACCUGUAAUUCCUUAUAUAUAGACUUUUUCCAUGAAGCAUUUAGUCAUUUAUCUUAUUUUUAA